AUGAUCUUGACAUAGUAAAAGUUUGAUAUAGAUUAGCAAGACAACUCAUUGACAUCCAUCGGAGAAACUUUUAGGUAAUACUAAAAAACUCACUAUGAAUACUAAUAGCGCAACGAGACCAACGACUGCCAACAUUAAACUUAGCAGGCUAGAUUCUGCCUAUAACUAUGCUACUAACCAGCCAACGAAAAAGAGUUUAAGGAAUUAUAGGUUGACCUGGUUAAAAGAUAGCUAAUAGAAGAAAGAUACCAACCUAAGAGAUAUUGUAAUUAAGAAAUCAAGCCACCUACACCAACAAUUGAUCCGAGUAAAGUAUUUAUUACUCAAGGUCAGAAGAUAAAUUAAAACAACUAUAAUAGUAAGAGCACAGUUACUUUGUUAACUUCAAGAAAAUAGAGAUAGUAAUCACCUCACAAUUCAUAGAGCAAUGAUCUUAAAACUGAUUAGUAACCACUUCAUCUGAUUGCCUUAAGAAAGAAUAGAGACAAUCUCAUAAAUAUUUUAACUUCAGAAGAGUAAAAAGAACUAAGACUGAAAAUCACUCCAGAGUAGAUUAACAAGCUACAAAAGGAAACAUUCAAUUAAGUAAAAUAAGCUUACCUUGAUGACCAAUAAUAAAAGAGGCAGAUUCAAUACAAAAAGGUGAUUAUGUCUAGAAAGUCUUGUGAUUAAGUUGCUUUUGACAUGAGAUUUCUGCCUAAAAAACAGAGAGCCAAACUCUAGUAAAGACUUCGAUGGUAUGUUGUAAAUAAUGUAAAUAUGAAUAUUGAGAUUGACAAGGGAAAUAAAGUUGAGUAUAAAUUUGAUCAGGAAAUCGAUCAGUAUUUCAAAGACAAUUUCGGAUAUAAAUGA
Stylonychia lemnae is the source of this 852-nucleotide messenger RNA. NCBI's taxonomy places the organism in Eukaryota, Ciliophora, Spirotrichea, Sporadotrichida, Oxytrichidae. The record is from the annotation of a GenBank genome assembly.